This is a messenger RNA of Didymodactylos carnosus, 2145 nucleotides long. Lineage: Eukaryota; Metazoa; Rotifera; Eurotatoria; Philodinida; Philodinidae. The record is from the annotation of a GenBank genome assembly.
AUGACUAAUCAAAUGUGGAAUACAAAUGUGUCAAUCAAUGAUCCUUCUCAGUUUUAUACAAUAGAACGUGUACCAUCACCUCACACUCUAAAUACUUCACAAUACAAUACAAAUCCACAACAACAUGAAUUCAUAGUUAAUAGACAAAUAUUAACACCUAUUAAACAAUAUCAUUCACCACCAUCAACAAUUACCAUAAGAAAUCAUAAUUUAAAUUCCUGUUCAUCACAAGAUGAUAUUGACUAUCAAAAUUCUGAUCAUUUAAUUGAACAACGUGAAAAAAAUAUGCGCAAACAAUGUUAUCUUGCUAGUAGUGGUCCAAAUCAAUGGCAACCAAUUGUUAAUGAUCCAUAUUUAGCAACAACAAAUACUACCUAUCAUUUUUCAAAUUAUAAUCCGAAUGAUACUAAUUCAAACAAUAAUUUAUCUUAUUAUGAUCAAAUAUACCAAUUAAAUCAACUUCGUACACAGUAUACUACUUCACCAACAAACAUAAGCGAAUAUAAAAAUGUUAAUAUCAAUUUUUAUCCACCAACUUAUCAUAAAAGUUCAACAUCAACAACUCAUUCUACUUUUAAUAAACAAUAUCCACAUUCUCGUUCGCCUAGUCCAAUACGAAAAACACCGACACGAAGUUAUACACCAUCUGAUACAAUGUUAAUGCCAUCAGAAACACCAAUUUCAUCUCAAGGUGAUAAUUUAUCUCCAGUAUCAUUUACAUCUCCAAUACCUUCUCCUACCGUAUUUACAACAACAUUUCCAGGCGAUUCUAUUCGAUCUACAGACGAAACAAAAACUGAAAAUAUUUUUAAUGAUAAUUUACAUUAUACAAUGAAUGAUCUUAUUCAAAAACUUAUACCAACAGAUAAUUAUAUUCCAGAAACAUCAUUCAUUUAUUCCAUGUUUAUGUGUUCAAGAAUUCAUAUUCGUCCUAGUGUAUUACUUAAUCAUCUAGCUGUUGCAACAAUUGAUUCAAUAACAAAUGUAACACAUGAUCAACGUGUACGAAUAUUACGUAAUUUUUUAUUUAUACUUUCACAAUGGACACGAACAUUUCCCUAUGAUUAUCGAAGUACUGAAAUGAAAACACAAUUAGAAGAUUUAUUACGAAAAAUAAAUGACUAUGAAAAUAGUUUACAGUCGGAUACAAAUUAUAUCUAUAAAAAACUUUGCUCAAAAUUAGAAGCUCUUGCUCAAUAUAAAAAUUAUAUUCGUCAAUUGGAUCAUAAAGCGGCAAAUAAUUUGAAUGAAAAUGCUCUAUUGACUGAUAUUAUGAAUGAAUGUCAAACACCAUUAUUAUUUGCUCAACAACUAACACAUAUUGAAUUGGACAGGCUGAAACCAAUUGGUGCCGAAGAACUUUUACUCUAUUUUAUAAUGAAAAUGGCGAAUGAAGAAGCAAAAGUACAUCCAAAAAAACAUUUAUCAUCAAUGAAUAAUACAAAUAUCAAUAUGCUUGUACACGAUAAAAAACAUACAUUUUGUCUUGAAGCUUAUAUUCAAUGGUUUAAUCGUUUAACUUUUUUUGUCACAACAGAAGUUGUUAAACAUUUAAGAAAACGAUCACGAAUUAGAGUUAUUAAUUAUUUUAUUGAUGCUGCUUAUGAAUGUUUUCGAUUACAUAAUUUCAAUUCAAUGAUUGGUAUACUUGGAGGUUUAAAUAUGCAACCAGUAAGACGUUUAAAACGAACGUGGGAAAAAGUACAACAAGAAAAAUUUAAACAACUUGAACAUUACACGGAUGUUUCAAAGAACUUUUCAUCAUAUCGUCUCAUACUGAAAACAGCUGUUAAAGAAGCGGAUAAAAGUAACUGGAGUGUUGAUAAAAUUGUUAUCCCGUUUACAAGUAUUUUAUUACAAGAUGUUUAUUUCAUUAAAACCCAUAGUAAGGAUUAUACAAGUGCUGGAGGUAUUAAUUUGAAAAAAUAUUACAUGAUGGCUAAAUUUAUAUCGGAAGAGUUUGUACAUUGUAAGACAAGUCGUUGUUCUUUCAAACGAAAUGAAGUUAUCAUCAAUUAUAUUAUAACUAGUCCAAUAUUUAAUGAAGAUUCACUUAUGUUAGCAUCAUUUGAAUGUGAACAAGCUGAAACACCGAAUGAUCGCGAUAAACUUCGAACGUUAAAAACAUCUGUGAAUAUGCAAUAA